Messenger RNA from Cryptococcus deneoformans JEC21, 694 nucleotides. RefSeq lists its product as hypothetical. NCBI's taxonomy places the organism in Eukaryota, Fungi, Basidiomycota, Tremellomycetes, Tremellales, Cryptococcaceae. Bases 71 to 565 code for a protein of 164 amino acids. The transcript has 3 exons. The record is from RefSeq and is a predicted model, not a curated record.
UCCUCAAUCCCCUGUCUUCUCAACGUUAUCACAACCCGUACUGUAAUACAAACCCACACAACACGCAACCAUGUUCCUCUCCGCGAAGCGCACAUUUAAACUUCUUCUCCACACUCCCAUCAUUCCCCCUACCCCCGGCCCGCAAGCGAUUGAACUCGCCACCAUCCCCUCCACUUCUGCCAAGUUCUCCACCGCUGCACCUCCUCGACUUCGAACCCGAACAAUCUCCAACUUGAGCGUGCGCGGUUACGAUCCUUCCUCAUCAUAUUAUCGAUCCGUCGGUAUACAGAAGAGGGGAUAUGCAGAGAACAAGAGGGAAGAGGAAGCGUACCCCGAAGAGGCUGAAGGAACGGAAGCUGGGCCGAGCGAUGUGUCUCAUUCUAAUGCCGCGUUCAACAAAGAUGCCAAUCCAGAAACAGCCGCCAAAGGAGUUGAGCAAGAGACUGGAAAAGACUACACUCGCAAAUCUCCUGCCAACCCCGAAGAGUCAAGACCCGCCGGAAAGCAAGGCGAAAAGGGUAGUGAAUCGCCUCUGAACACCUCUAGUCACCCCGAGGGUCGAUAAGACGAUCUCGAUUUGCUGUACGAUUAGGCAGGCCAAGGUGUAAUCAUAUUAAAAGAUAUUAGAGAUCUCUGUAGCAAUCCAUAAAUUAUAAUCAAUCUGCAUUUUAAUCAUAGCAUGCAUUAGACCGGC